This is a messenger RNA of Exophiala spinifera, 204 nucleotides long. RefSeq lists its product as uncharacterized. Bases 1 to 204 code for a protein of 67 amino acids. The record is from RefSeq and is a predicted model, not a curated record. NCBI's taxonomy places the organism in Eukaryota, Fungi, Ascomycota, Eurotiomycetes, Chaetothyriales, Herpotrichiellaceae. The transcript has a single exon.
AUGUAUGCUGGUGUCGAACAGGGCCUCAUCUACCCGGCGAGUCUACAGCAGUUCAAAGGCGAAGUAGGUGACGUCCGCCGUGAUAGCAAGUCGUUCAAGUUUCAAGGUAUUGGGGUAUCUCGAUGUCUAACAUAUGAGCCUCCAAAGGGCUUCGUUCAGCCUGAUCUUGGUCUAGGCAACCUCCCAAACUCCAACCAUGCUUAA